Molecule: messenger RNA, 4471 nt
Organism: Larimichthys crocea (large yellow croaker)
Lineage: Eukaryota; Metazoa; Chordata; Actinopteri; Sciaenidae
Product: zinc finger protein 420
Exons: 2
Coding region: 398-3415 (1005 amino acids)
Biological process (GO): regulation of transcription by RNA polymerase II
Cellular component (GO): nucleus
Molecular function (GO): DNA-binding transcription activator activity, RNA polymerase II-specific; RNA polymerase II cis-regulatory region sequence-specific DNA binding
Source: RefSeq, a predicted model, not a curated record
CGGUGAGACAGAGUCAGGGGAGACGUUGUGGGUGUCCGGAAGAAGGACUGUCAGUAUGGCGGAUAGAUGUUUUUGCUUGAUGAUUUUUCAUUGUUUUGGUGUGAAAGCGAAAACAUUUAAUGAACAAACACGUUCAAACCUCCGCGCUGCACUGAACGGCACCUGCGGACUCUAACGGCCGUUUGUCACGCUGCGCGGCUCGGAGCCGGAGCGGCCGUUACCCCGCUGUCUGCCUCCGUGCGCGUCGUGACUUGUGACCCAGUUUGGUCUCGUUUUCCUAGACUGACCUGAGUGAGAUGAAGCAUCAGGAGCCUGAACACGGACCAAAGAGGGUCACAUCCUAAUUGAGUCUAAGAAGAAAUAAAUUAGCCUAAAAACCACAUACCAAAAACUAACAAUGGGUGAAGUGACUGUUGAAGUCGAUGACGAGGGGAUGAAACAGGAGCCACUCCCACAGCCACUGCUGAUAAUCCUAUCCCCACCUCCACCUUUCUUACCUGUCCAUGGUGAACCAACCAUGCCUUGGCAUAAGUGGGUUAAAUCUUUUGAACACUACGUUGAAGCUCUCGGUGAAAGCGAGCUCACUGACUCCAGUAGGUGUGUGCUCCUAGAGCACUGCCUUGGCCCAGAGGGCCAGCGUAUCUUCACAACACUGAUCCAGAGUGAAACCACGUACGCUGCAGCCAUAUCAGCACUGACUGUUUACUUCAGCUCUCAUCACACUUCUCAGAUGUACCGCCUAAAAUUUCAUCAGAGGACUCAGAUGCCUGGAGAGACCGUGGAUCAGUUUGUGUCUGCCUUAGAAGAACUGCUGAGGCCUUGCAACUAUGAAGACUUACAAGACCAGCUGAUCCUGGAUCAGCUGAUUGAGAAAACAAACUGCCUGCAGCUCAAAGAGAGGCUGCUGUUUGAAAGGGAAACUCUGACCUUGGACAAGGCGUUGGUUAUUGGUAGAGAGGUUGAAUGUGCUUCUAAUGAAUCUGAACUGUUUAGUAUUCACGAAGUCAGUGUGGACAUUGGAGAUGAUUUAGACCCUCCUGUUCAAAAAAAGGCCAAAAGAGGACGACCUCGGCGUGGAGAGAGGAGGACGAAAAUCAAAACAAAACCACAGACGGCUAAAUCAGCACGAAGAUCCCAUUACAAGGAUAAUUACUAUUAUGCCAAUGACAAGCUAUAUUAUAGUGAUGAUGAUGAAGACAAGUCUAGGAAUGCAAGUGAUGAUAUUGGGGCCUUGUCCUCAUCGCCACAGAGGAUUAAAGAGGAAGAUAAAGCUAGUGAUGAUAAAGAUGAAGACUCUUCGACUAAACUAAAAGGCCCCCACUGUCCUAUCUGUAUCGACCGGUACUUCAAAGAUGCAAACAAGCUCACCAGACACAUGAGGAUGCACACGAAGGAGAAACCGUUCAGCUGCCCCAUCUGUGCCGUGACCUUCAGCCAGUCCUAUCACAUGACCCGACACCUCAGGAACCAGCACAGCGCAGGACCUCACGUCUGCACCAUAUGUGUGACAAGUUUCCAGAGCACUGAAGAGCUACAAAGUCACAAGAAGACGCACGCGUCGCAAGUUCUGUCACGAAUCGACUGCCACGAAAAAUCCACAGACAAUGGGGCGUUUUAUAGUCAUGACCGGUCUGCCCUGACAGAGGGACAGAGUUCCCAGCAGUGUGAUGAAGUGAAAAACCAAGAAAUAAUUCAGUCACGUAACAAGGAUAGUCACGAGAGUGAUGAUUGCAAUGCUGAGAAUGAUGAAGACUCCGGUUCUAGUGAUUCUCAGGAUAAAGGAUCUGUAGUUAGUGUUAAGACAGAGGGUAAGGAUGCUGAUGGAGCUGCAUCUCAGGAUGGAGGCAGUCAGAAAGAAAAGGUUGCCUCUAAGACUAAAACAAAAGGCCAUUUCUGUCCCAUCUGUGUUGACAGGCGCUUCAGAGGGCCAAACAAACUCGCCAGACACAUGAGGACACACACAAAGGAGAAACCGUUCAGCUGCCCAGUCUGUUCUUUGACUUUCAGCCAGUCCUACCACAUGACCCGGCACCUGAGGAACCAACAUGGCCUGGGUCAGUAUAUCUGUUCUAAGUGUGGGAAAAGUUUAAGUACCUGGCUGGAACUGAAAGCACACAAGAGGACUCACACAGUUGAAGGCCUGACAUGUCUUGCAUGUGAAAAACAGUUCAAGGAGAAGGCUGCACUUGUGAGUCAUCUUAAACUACAUAAGAAGAUUCAGGCCAGCCCUCGAAGCCUCGUCUGCGGCGAUUGCGGCAAAGUAUUUGGUCGAAUGUAUCAUUUGAAAAGACACAUAGUGACCCAUCGCAAAGCAUCAAACGGCGAGUGUUACACGUGCCCUGAUUGUCAGAAGCAUUUCGCAUUUCCGGAAGACCUCAACAAACACCUGGAGAUUCAUGUGAAAGAAAACAGUGGCACUUGUCCGAAAUGUAAUGAAAAAUUCAAUAGUCCGGAAGAACUGGAGACGCACAUGGGGGUUCAUGAAAAGUCUUACACCUGCAAAACCUGCGGGAAGAAGUUUAAGGUGGAGUACGCAUUGAAGAAGCACGAGCAAGGCCACCAAAAUGAACAGUAUUAUUGUUCAUUGUGUCGCAAACGCUUCAUCAAGCUGUCUCACUACAAGAGGCACGUAAUGGUCCAUGGAAGACGGGAAUCCAGAUGUCCACACUGUGACAGCGUCUUUCUACAGUUAACAGCUUUGAAGUAUCACCUGCGGACUCAUACAGAAGAAAGACCGCACCAAUGCACCUGUUGUAUCGAGACCUUUGAGGAGAAGGAAGAUCUAGAGCAGCACUGUCUCAAACACAGGAAAUUCAAGAAGGAGAGGCCGUACUCGUGCACUCGAUGUGACAGCGCUUUCUCUACGCUAGUUGAGCUGACCGAACACAUGAGCUCACAUGAGGGAGAACAGCCAUUGAACUGCCCCGUCUGCGGCAGGACUUUCCUGAACAAGAACAAGCUGGAGAAGCACCUGAGCAUCCACACAGGCGAGAGACCUCACCUCUGCUCCGUCUGCGGCAACGGCUUCCCCUCGGCAGCCAGCCUCAAGUUACACAUCCACAUCCACACCGGAGAGAAACCCUUCCAGUGUUCGCAGUGCAGCAAGAGCUUCAGGUCGUCCAGCGGGCUGCGGCUGCACAGCAGGCAGCACAUGGAGGUGCGUCCCAGCUACAAGUGUCCAGAGUGCGGCAGAACUUACGGUCGCAUGACGGAGCUGAAGAUGCACCAGCGUUAUCACACGGGGGACAAACCGUACGCAUGCACCUGCUGCAACAAACGCUUUGUUAGCAAAGACAAACUGAAUGUUCACAUGAGGAUACACACAGGAGAGAGGCCAUACUCCUGCACCCACUGUGGACAGACAUUCACACAAACCGGGGACAGAAACAGACACAUCAGUAAAUACCACUGUUAGAUACUGUCGUAACAGAACUCCAGUGAAGCUUUGGUUGUUGCUUUUGAAUGAUCUUACCAGUGGCUUUGCAUGUUUGUAGGGGCAGGUAGCAUUAAGAAGCAAGUCAGAUGCAUUAUUUGAGAAAGAAUAAGAAACCAAGAUAUGCUGAAAGCAGAUUAAAGCUGCCAUGAACACUAAAUUGUCAAUUUAUGAUGUUAUGUGAUUGUGUUUUGGAACACCAUCAUAGAGUAAGCACUUAAAAUGAUCAAUCAGUGUUGAUCACUGUUCUAUCACCAACUCUUUAACACAAGCUUUACAAGGACUAUUUAUUGCUAGGCCCUUAUUUAUUAACCAUUACCACAGUUUCUACUUUUCAAUGCCUUACUUUAAAGGAGCAGUGUGUAACCGAAUAGUUGCAGAUUGCCCCACAUCCACAGAUUGUGGAUUGUACUUUUAAGGUCUGAUAUCAAAGACUCCACACCCAUUAGUCAAACUGUAACACCAGGAAAGGUUCAUAUUAGGAUUUUCAUGACUUCAUGUUUGCUGGGUUUGACUUCAGCUAAUGAAUGCAGUGCUCUUUUGUGGCGUUUAACUUACUUGGUAAUGGGCUGAAACAUGCAAAACCACUGAUAUCUCUGUGUCGUGUAAGUCUUCACUGUUGUCAUCUAAACAGUAUUUCACUGUUGUGCUGGUUGCAAGAUUUCUGCCUGGACUUUCUUCAAUAUCACGUUACCACGUAAUACAAAGUCUCUUCUGCAUGAGGGUUUUAUACACUACGUUCUUACCUGUCUUACCAACCAAUAACUAGUGACCGGCAUGCGAACGGUUCUUUCAGAUCCAGAGUUUUUGCUCCAUUAUUUGCAUUGUAGAUGGUUAAACAGGAUAUAAUCAGUCAAAUGACACUAAAAACUAUCAUAUUUCAGUAAUUUUGCUGUCCUCCCACUUCAAUAUGUGUUGUCAUAAUAUUAUGUUUGCUUUGUUUUACUUUUUGCAAUUGUUUAGGCUUCUUUGUAACCAAUCAUUUUGUAACUGUUUAGAAAAGUGCCAUAAAAAUAAAUCGAUUAUUCACUCUGCUAA